Molecule: messenger RNA, 1021 nt
Organism: Thlaspi arvense
Lineage: Eukaryota; Viridiplantae; Streptophyta; Magnoliopsida; Brassicales; Brassicaceae
Source: the annotation of a GenBank genome assembly
GUGACGUGGCCUUAUAUUUAUUGGGUAAAUAGCUUCAGCAAACACUUAAACUAAAGAAAAUAUAAUCCAGAAAAAAAAAGAAAGAAAAAAAAGCUUCUCCUCCUCCUCCGGUUUAUCUUGUCGAAUUCGGGAGCCUUUCUCUCUUAUCUCCUCUCCUCCGGUAGAAAGAACCAUGGCGUCGACCACUGAUUUCACCAAAUCUUUGCUUUCUCCUUUCUCCCAUGGAAAUGCGAGUUUGAACUCGCAGAGAGGUUGUAGACUAACAUGGCCAAAUCAACACAAGCCUAGAAUUUGCAGAAGGUCUCUUCGUGUGAAUGGAUUAUUCGGAGGUGGAAAGAAAGAUAAUACCGAAGAUGGACAAUCUAAGGCAGGAAUCUUUGGUAAUAUGCAGAAUAUGUAUGAGACCGUGAAGAAAGCUCAAAUGGUUGUUCAAGUGGAGGCUGUACGUGUUCAAAAAGAGUUAGCUGCCGCAGAGUUUGAUGGUUAUUGUGAAGGCGAGCUUGUCAAGGUUACAUUAUCAGGGAACCAGCAACCAAUCCGUACUGAUAUUACUGAAGCAGCAAUGGAAUUAGGUUCCGAAAAACUUUCACAGCUGGUCACAGAAGCGUACAAGGACGCACACGCAAAGAGUGUAGUGGCUAUGAAAGAAAGAAUGAGCGACCUUGCGCAGAGCUUAGGGAUGCCACCUGGCCUCAGUGAAGGACUGAAGUAAGAAACUGUUUUUUUUUUUUUUUUUUUUUUUGUCUCAUUCAACUUUCAUGUAUGAGAGAGGUCGGCUUUUUCUUUUUUCUUUUUGUAUCAGUCAGGCAAAAGCAUAAAGCUUUGUACCCUACUCUUAUGGAAUCAGAUAUAAAAGAUUUAAAACUUUGUCUCUCUGCGAUAUUAUAUCAACACAAUCCUUCUUGUAGCAACAACAUAUAUGUAAUAUUACUGGCUCUGCACAUAAGUGUAUGUGUGUGAUGAAAACUCCUGGUUCUCACAGUAAGAUUUAAAUGAGUAGAUGCUGUAAGAACUUGGUUUC